This is a messenger RNA of Serpula lacrymans var. lacrymans S7.9, 1179 nucleotides long. It is a transcript of the gene NdufS8, whose product is annotated as NdufS8, NADH ubiquinone oxidoreductase 23 kd subunit. Gene Ontology annotation, molecular function: NADH dehydrogenase activity; 4 iron, 4 sulfur cluster binding. The record is from RefSeq and is a predicted model, not a curated record. Gene Ontology annotation, biological process: mitochondrial electron transport, NADH to ubiquinone; mitochondrial respiratory chain complex I assembly. The coding region runs from base 51 to 791 and encodes 246 amino acids. Lineage: Eukaryota; Fungi; Basidiomycota; Agaricomycetes; Boletales; Serpulaceae. Gene Ontology annotation, cellular component: membrane. The transcript has 7 exons.
GGCUCUCUCCCGAUUUCUCCACUGUUUUGUCAACGCCGACUCUGACCGUCAUGUCUUUCGCUCGUCCACGGCUGGCCCUCGGGUUGUCCCCCAGAUUACUUACAGCGUUGCGCUCGACAGCACUGCGUCCUUCCGUCGUUGCUUACCGCAACAUUUCUUCGACCCGCUGCUCCCAUGCAGAACCCUUGGAACGUCCAGGAAGGCUCGAAGGCCCAUCGUCCAUUAAAUCUCCACCGCUGGGCGCAGGGAGUCUGACAGCUGCAGACGAACCAGGAAAGGACAUUGAUCCUUACAAAGAUGGCGCCAGCGCUAUCGACAAAGCCGUCCACCUGUUCUUCUUCACCGAAAUUAUCCGAGGAAUGUGGAUUGUUCUUGAGAAUUUCUUCAGAGAACCUUACACUAUCAUGUACCCGUACGAGAAGGGCCCUCUGUCCCCUCGUUUCCGUGGCGAACAUGCUUUACGGCGCUAUCCCAAUGGCGAAGAGCGUUGUAUUGCAUGUAAGUUGUGUGAAGCUAUCUGUCCUGCGCAAGCCAUCACUAUCGAAAGUGAAGCUCGGGUGGAUGGAUCCAGGAGAACCACUAAAUACGAUAUCGACAUGACAAAGUGCAUUUACUGCGGUUUCUGCCAAGAGGCCUGCCCGGUCGAUGCUAUCGUGGAAACCCAAAACCAAGAGUUCUCAACAGAAACGCGCGAAGAGCUCUUGUACAACAAGGCUAAACUUCUUGCUAACGGUGACAGAGCUGAGGCUGAAAUUGCAGCUAAUUUGCAUGCGGACCAUGUGUACCGGUGAUCUACAUGUGGGCGAAUAAGGGUGAGGGGCAAAAGUCAUGGCACAUUAAUUCAUGUAUAUACGGUAGAAGUUACUCUGUUUUCAGCUCAGUGCGAGCAAAAGCUGCAGGACCGCUCCUUUAACCUGCACGACAUGAACACCGUUAUAAUCUCCGUCAUGAUUAAAAAAUGAAUAAUAUUUAGCAUGCAAGAAGUACACAUUAUUAUAGUGUGCUUCCUUCAGGGGCUUGAAAGCCUGAGUUCGAUUUCUGAAGAUUAGUUCUUCCUCGAGCUGUGCCACUCACCACACUUUACUCCAGCUUUCUUUAACGGCAGCAUGUAGCACACGUUUUCAUUACGAGCUGGAUAAGGCUUGAGGCUACUUUGAGGCAUCGUAUCGAGGGCCAAAG